CUGCGGAGUGUUGACGACACCUGAAGCGGACACACCUGCGGAGCGGCUCUGGGUCUCGCGCGCAUGGACAAGUUGAAGAAGGUUCUGAGCGGCCAGGAUGAAGGCGGCGGCGACGGGACCGGGAUCCUGGAGAGAGCCAAUGAGGCGUCCACCCUGGCCUGGGGCACCAGGAUGAAGGCCUUCGGCGUGUGCUUCGUUAUCGGCAUUGUGUGCUCCAUCCUGGGUAGCUGCACCCUGUGGAUCCCUGGCGUGGGCCUCGCUGUGUUCGCUGUCCUCUACAGCGUGGGAAACGUCAGCGCUCUGGCCAGCACGAUGUUCCUGAUUGGUCCGUGUCGGCAGCUGAAGACCAUGUGUGCUAAAGAGAGAGUCUUAGCAACCGUCGUCAUGCUGGUUUGUCUGGUGUUGACGCUUUGUGCUGCAUUUUGGUGGAAGAACAAUGGCCUGGCUCUGCUCUUCUGUGUCAUGCAGUUUCUGGCCUUCGCCUGGUACGGCCUGUCAUACAUCCCUUUCGCCAGGGACGGUGUCACGAAAUUAUGUUCAAUGUGCGUCUCUGAAUGACUUCCAGUCUCGACCAAUCAGGACGCAGGGUGUUGUUGGACCAAUAGGGACACAGGACUCCGCCAGGCGUUCGACCAAUCAGGAGCCUCAAACAUUUCAAACCCUGAGGAUCCAAUCAGCUGUUGUCCUCCUGUUACUGAACACUCAGACUUUAAUGUUUUAUUUAAUACUUAAUAAUUCAUGUUAUUCAAAUGAAUCAAAACUAUUUAUUAUUUAUCAGGCUUCUAAAUGUACAAAUACUUUUAAUUCAACCGGAUAUGAAGAAGUUAUUUUAUUUUAAACAUUUAAAAUAAAUAUAAUAUUUAAAAAAGAUUAAAUGAAUAAAAGCAGAGUAAAAGAUAUAUUUACUUAUUUUACUAAAGUAACAAAUAUAACGUCUUUAAAGUUCUUAAAUCUUAAACUAUUUGACAACUUUGUCAGUAAAUUUCUGAUCGAUUCUCAAAAUGUAUUUAAAUAAAAUUCAAUUUACAGAAAGUUUGAAAAAACAUUUAGAUGUAAUUAAUUUGUUUGUCAACAUUUCAUUUGUUUUGUUGUAUUUCUAAUAAAUAAUAAAACUAGAAAAACACUUGA
This is a messenger RNA of Pseudoliparis swirei, 1128 nucleotides long. Its product is annotated as vesicle transport protein SFT2B-like. The record is from RefSeq and is a predicted model, not a curated record. Gene Ontology annotation, cellular component: membrane. NCBI's taxonomy places the organism in Eukaryota, Metazoa, Chordata, Actinopteri, Perciformes, Liparidae. The transcript has 8 exons. Bases 64 to 558 code for a protein of 164 amino acids. Gene Ontology annotation, biological process: vesicle-mediated transport.